Molecule: messenger RNA, 2064 nt
Organism: Lolium perenne
Lineage: Eukaryota; Viridiplantae; Streptophyta; Magnoliopsida; Poales; Poaceae
Product: probable glycerol-3-phosphate dehydrogenase [NAD(+)] 1, cytosolic
Biological process (GO): carbohydrate metabolic process; glycerol-3-phosphate catabolic process
Cellular component (GO): cytosol
Molecular function (GO): NAD binding; glycerol-3-phosphate dehydrogenase [NAD(P)+] activity
Source: RefSeq, a predicted model, not a curated record
GAGCAAGCACGAGCAGCUCGGGAAGCAGCAGCGGCGACUCCGCAACCGCAAACAUCUUGCCCCCUCCUCCCCCACUCAUUAAUGGCGGCCACUGUAUGCUGGGCGUCGGCACCCAUCUCCUCCAUCAAUGCCGCCACCCACCUCCCCCAUCUACUUAACGCGACCCAAGGCACGGGCCGUUCCGUCCAAUCCACCACGGCACCGCCCCCACCCCCACCUCAUCAGUUAUCCAUCCCACCACCUCACCACGGCGCCGGCUGCCCCGGCCAGCUCCGUCCCGGGGUCCUCGAGCUGGAGGUGGGGGUGGAUGACCGGUUACUGGACUUGUUCUUGGAGUGGUAGUUUCGUGGUUGGUGAGCGGUUUCGCGUUCGAGCAUAGGACACUGGGCACGCGCUCAAGGCGUUCGACUGAUUGCCGACGAGAGCACAAGCACCACCUCUGCCCACUCCGUCUCCAUGGUUGGGAGCGUGCACGUGAACGGGUCCGCGAACGGCGCCAACGGCACCGAGGAGCGGCUGGACGAGCUGCGCCAGCUGCUCGGCAAGUCCGAGGGCGACUUGCUCAAGAUCGUCAGCAUCGGCGCCGGGGCCUGGGGCAGCGUCUUUGCUGCUCUCCUGCAGGACGCCUACGGCCAUUUCAGGGAGAAGGUGCAGAUACGGGUGUGGCGCCGGCCAGGGCGGGCGGUGGACCGGUCCACCGCGGAGCAUCUCUUCGACGUGAUCAACUCGAGGGAGGACGUGCUGAGGCGCCUCAUCCGCCGGUGCGCUUACCUGAAGUACGUCGAGGCGCGGCUGGGGGACAGGACCCUGUACGCCGAUGAGAUUUUGAGGGAUGGGUUCUGUUUGAACAUGGUCGACACGCCGCUCUGCCCAUUGAAGGUGGUCACCAACCUGCAAGAAGCUGUCUGGGAUGCUGAUAUCGUGGUGAAUGGGCUGCCGUCCACCGAGACAAGGGAGGUCUUUGAGGAGCUCAGCAACUACUGGAAGGAGCGGAUCAGUGUUCCGGUGAUCAUUUCUCUUGCCAAGGGGAUAGAGGCCUCCUUGGACCCAAUUCCUCGUAUCAUCACGCCUACACAAAUGAUCAGUUCUGCAGCUGGAGUUCCAACUGAGAAUAUACUCUAUCUUGGAGGUCCAAACAUUGCCUCGGAAAUUUAUAAUAAAGAAUAUGCAAAUGCUCGAAUCUGUGGAUCCAAUAAGUGGAGGAAACCUCUCGCUAAGUUUUUGAGGCAACCACAUUUCAUUGUCUGGGAUAACAGUGACCUUGUCACUCAUGAGGUGAUGGGUGGCCUGAAGAACGUCUAUGCUAUUGGUGCUGGAAUGGUGGCAGCUUUAACAAACGAGAGUGCAACAAGCAAAUCAGUUUAUUUUGCUCACUGCACGUCCGAGAUGAUAUUCAUUACACAUCUGCUGACAGAACAGCCAGAGAAACUUGCUGGCCCGCUUCUGGCUGAUACUUAUGUAACUCUCCUAAAAGGUCGCAACGCAUGGUACGGGCAAAUGCUAGCAAAGGGAGAACUCAGGCUCGAUAUGGGUGACAGUAUCAAGGGAAAGGGGAUGAUUCAGGGUAUUUCUGCUGUUGGUGCAUUUUUUGAGCUGCUCAGCCAACCCAGCUUAAGUGUCCAACAUCCAGAGGAAAAUAAGCAAGUUGCUCCUGCUGAACUGUGCCCAAUUCUGAAGAGGCUUUAUAGAAUUCUAAUAAAAAGGGAGCUCCCAGUGAGAGACAUUCUCCAAGCCCUGAGAGACGAGACCAUGAACGAUCCCCGCGAAAGGAUCGAGAUGGCACAGAGCCAUGCGUUCUACCGCCCAUCUCUGCUCGGAAAGCCCUGACCUUGUUAGCCACUGUACAUUAUUAGAGUGUAAACAAUGGUUGGAUUAGCUCCAGCCUGUCAUGCUUCACAUCAUUUUCGAUUGAGCAAAGGCGUCUCCAGGUUUGUUCUGGCUUGCGUGCUUGGAUCCCAGGGUCCUUGAUUUGUGGUGUUGUUAGACUGUCAUGUUGUACAAGAGACUGUUCGGUCCUUAAAAUGUUACUUGGACAAUAAACAUUAGAGACCAUAAUUACCUCCA